Molecule: messenger RNA, 336 nt
Organism: Entamoeba nuttalli P19
Lineage: Eukaryota; Evosea; Mastigamoebida; Endamoebidae
Product: tyrosine kinase, putative
Exons: 1
Coding region: 1-336 (111 amino acids)
Biological process (GO): protein phosphorylation
Molecular function (GO): ATP binding; protein kinase activity
Source: RefSeq, a predicted model, not a curated record
AUGAUGAUGACAAAUAUGACAUUCACAAAAGGGAUAGGUUCACCAAAUUAUAUGGCACCAGAAAUAUUAAACAGAGAACAUUAUAAAAUGCCAUCAGAUAUAUAUUCAUUUUCAAUAACAAUGUUACAAAUCAUUACAUGGAAAGAUCCAUUUCCUAAAUCAGAAUUUAAAUUCCCAUGGUCAAUUGCCAAUGCAACUGCACAAGGACAGCGCCCUUCUCUUAUAAAUGAAGUUCAAGAACCAAUUAGAUCACUAAUUGAAUCAGCCUGGUGCCAAGAGUCUGCAAAAAGAAUAAGAGCAGAAGAAAUAAUUUCUUGUUUAGAAGCUGUAUAUUGA